CUCAUUAGCGGACAAGAUGUCUGCCUACCCGUCUCAAGAGUUUCGGCCUCUUAAAAAGCCGAAAUUGGGGCCGCCAGAUGUGUAUCCUCAAGAUCCAAAGCAAAAAGAGGAUGAACUUACAUCAGCUAGUGUCAAGCAUGGUUUCAUUAACAGCCAAACCUUUGGUGACGAGUAUGGAUCAGCUCGAAGAGAAAAUAUUAGUCAAGAACAGUUUGGUACUGAAUUUAUCUCAGUAUUGGAGAAAAAGAAAGAAGUUAACACAUUUCAAGACACAUCCAAAAAGAAACAGUGUCCUACCAAAGACAAUUUUUGGCCGGCUGCCAAAAACAAGAAUGCUAUGGAGGCAUGGUUCAAGGACUUAGAAGGCAACAAGUCGUUAUUCCAACUUGGAAAGAAGGUGCCUACCUUUAACAAAAGAGAUGAGCUAUUCUCCACUCUCUGUGAGUUUUCCCUGCCCAUGAUGAAGGCUGCCUGGAUGGUCAAAAUGACUGCAGCCUACAAUACAGCUAUGCAAGAGAGUAAGAUUAAGAAACGGCAAAUGGUGGACCAAUCUGUUGAUUGGUGCCAGUCACUGACCAAGUUUAUGCGUGACCAGAUUCAGAAAAUCCAGGACCCAUACCACGGCACAACCGGGGGACCUACGGGGUUCCUCACUGUGUCCACCAACACAAAUGUCCAGGUCGACCUCGAUCUCGCCAUCAAACAGUGGCACUACUCCUGUAAACUAGCAAGGCAUAUGUAUGAUGAAGGGCUGCUUGACCGGAAUGAGUUCCUCACCUGGCUGAUAGACUUGUUGGAAAAAUUGAAACAAACGGAGGAUACAGUGCUUAAACUUGUAAUGGCUCAGGUGUUACAGUAUCUGGAUGAGGUAACAAUGUCGGUGUUGUUAUCGCGUCGUCUGGCCUACUUUGCUGCGAAAAAGAUUGCCCAGCUGUGUGGAGACUCAGGAGGGGCCUCACCUCAGACACAGUCACCUAUGGUCAACAGUGUUGGCACUGCUAUAACUCCAGCCAGUGGUAACAUGGCCAUGCCCCAGAACCCACUAGCGGCUGUUUUCUCUCAGUACAACAACUGUCCCCAACACAGAGGUAUCAUCCUGAGUCUGAGCGCCACUCUCCAAGUUAUCACGCUGUUGUGUCCCACCUCUCUCAUCUGGAACACUCUGGGCGACAACAAAACCACAUCGUCUGUCCUGUGUGGUUCUGCUCUCGACCACCUCCCCUGCGCUCCCUCAAGUCUGCCUAUGCCCCCAGGACCGGAAAAUCCCCAGAUACGAGCUCAGAUUCGUGCUGUAGAGAACCAGUUAAAGAUGCGUGGACGUGCUGCUGAGGUGCGCUGGUCCUCAGACAAAUGUCAGCAGUCAACUAGGGGUUUCACCAUCAGUAAGAGGCUGGAGGUACUGGACAUGCUUGACCGACACAACUUUGACAAGGUGGACAGUAACAACUCACUGGACACUCUGUAUAACAAGGUCUUCUCCAUCAACCAGGCCAAGGAGGGCAUAGAGCCAAUGGUGGCAGAUGAACCCAUCAUCCACCUGUUGAUAGACUGGGCCGUCAGUACACAGCGGACAGGAAACUACCGGGCAGUGGUGGUGGCCAAACUCAUGGAGAAACGGCAGAACGAACUUAGGACAGAGAAGUUUGGUGACUCUGAUAUCAUAGACGACAAGGAUUCCCUAGGAUCUGAUGCUAUGGUCCCGUCGGGACUCCCGGCUUUCCAAGGCCUCCUCAUGAGCUUCCUGGAUGAAAGGGCACCGGUCCUAGAUGACAACCCCUCAGAUGACUGUAGACAAGGCUUCGCUAACCUGAUACAGCUGUUCUGUGAGCUGAUUCGUCACGAUGUGUUCUCUCACGAUGCCUACAUGUGUACACUGAUAUCUCGAGGGGACCUCUCCUCACCCACAACUGUGCCCCAGCUUGGUGUGGACAGCAUGGACCUCUCCAGCAUCAAGUCCCUGACCGAGUCAAUCAAACAGGAGGUAAUGCACCAAGACGACAUCAAGGUUGACAUGGAUAUCAAUACAAUGGACAGUGACUAUGUCAUGCUGUUUGACUAUGUCAAAGAGGAACAAAAAGCUAGUCCAGAGGAACCUGCCUCGGUCAAGUCGGUCAAAUCUGAGAAAGACCAGCCUAUCCCAAGUGUCGGGGGUCACACACAUGCCGGCAUGGAGGCCCUACAACAGCCUAAGGGACCUUCACGUCACAUGAUCUACGCACAGCAUUUUCCGAUUCCAAAGGACGCGGUCCAUGAAUGUAAUCAGCGUGGCAUCGUCAUGUAUGGUGUAGGGAAAGCCAGGGACGAUGCUAGACACUACGUCAAAAAAAUCUCCAAAGAAACUCUGAAAUUGUUCAGUAAGAAAAAUUGUGUGGACACAGGUAGUGGUGACCUUGGAAAGGUCAAAAAGAGAAAGGAAAAGGAACCAGGUGACACAUCUCUUGUUGCUGUAGUUACGAAUUUUGACCAAAUAUUUGAAGGAAUUUUUGGAAAAUAUCAAAAAUUGUCAUACUUUGACCAGCAUGCGGUUACAGCGCAGUGUACAGACGCAGUACUGGAACAGAUCAACAGCUUCACCAUGGGUAACUCCAGUUAUCUGCCCCUGGUCGACAACAUCUCCUAUUUGUUUGAUUUGAUGGAGUACUCCCUCAAUAUAUAUGGUCUCCUGGAAUUCUCAGUAAAGCUGUUGAAGGAGUUGGGUAUGGUUGAGCACACACUGAGUAGCCAGACGUCGAGUCUAGCUGGAAACUACACGACCUUCCUGUGUCUGUGUAUCGUGGGCGUGUUCAGGAAGUACCACCCCUACCUCCUCGUCUCCCAGGACCUCAUCAUACAGGCCUUCGAGGGGUUGAUAGGAGCAGUGAAGGAUGUGUAUAAUCCCGCUGUUUGUACAUCAGCAGAGCGGUGCAUCCUUGUGUAUCUCUACAACGCCUACACCUCGUGUAGCUACUUAAGGGACAAGAAAUCUGAGAUGUUCAGUAAUUCAUUUAAGAAGAUAAAGAUGACUCUGUAUGCAGACAUCAAUCCUUCGGCCUCUAAUUUACUGUGGGAUCCCACCUUCAUGAUGGACUUCAUGGCCUCCGUCAAAUCCCAGCCGGACACAUCUCUGACCAAACAGCUGUAUGACAACCCAGCCAACCGCUACAGCUUUGUCUGCAAUGCCAUGCUGAAUAUAUGUAACUCGCAGAAGGUUGACAGACUGAAUAGUAUCUCUGUGUUGUGUGCUGAGUUGACAGCACGCUGUAACAGUCUGAGCUCUGAAUGGCUGGGAGUACUACAGGCUUUGUGCUGCUCAUCAAAUCACAGCUGUGGAUUCAUAGACGUGCUAACACAGGUUGAUGUUGGAGACAUGUCCAUCCAUGAUUCCCUGGCUGUUUUCACUGCCAUCCUGAUUGCCCGCCACUGCUUUUCCCUGCAAGACUUGGUCGUCCAUGUUGUGCUUCCAUCACUCCUGGCCGCCAAACCCUCCGCUUCAGGUGACCAGGACGCAGAACCAGGCGCUAGAUUGACCUGCCAUAUAUUACUGAAGCUUUUUAAGACUUCCGAGGGACCACUGAGCUGGAAAAACCAGCCAAUGUACAACCGGGCCCCGUCCAAUAUCAAGGCAUCGUGUGACAGACACCUGUUGGCCGCGGCCCAUGAUAGUAUAACAGUUGGACCUGUGCUGGCUGUGCUGAAAGCAAUGCUUAUGCUCAGUGACCAGACAACAGAUGAGGUAAAGUCAAAGGCCGGCGCCUGUAACAAGAAGGAGGAGAAAGGAGACAUCAUCAGUACUCUUCUCAACAGUCUGGAGGACGACGACGAUGACAACAUGAUGUUUGGGACAUCACAAUCCAAAGGAGGGAUAGAAAGUGCAGGACUCAGUGAGUUUGCCAAGCACGCUCUGAAGGAGAUGUGUGCACAGGACUGGGUCCAGGAAAAGUUCCUUAAGAAUCCAGAGUCUGUCCUCAGCUCCGAUCUCCUGCUUGACCCCAUGCUCAGCAAUAAACAGGCCCAGCAGCUGUUACAGAUGAUUUGUUACCCCCACGGAAUCCCUAACCAGGUAGAGGGGAGUGAACCGGACAAUAAACAGGUGAUACAGCGUAUCCUCCAGACCCUCGACCAGUGGGGCCUCCGAGUCUCACUCCUAGAGCUGCAGCUGAUGUUGAAACAGGCCACCACUCAGUCAGAUACCAACUGUAUCCUGGAGAACGUGGCACGGGGGUCCAUCGACCUGUUCCAUCAACAGACAGAGAGCAACAGAGGCAUAACUGACAAUGAUUCCAUGUCACAGCAGGCUAACCGGUCCGAGUCUGAUGGUGUUUGGAUGGUUGGCCCUCUCAUCUCUAAGCUGCAGGGCGUCCAGGGACGUGUCCUCAAGCUGGCAGCCCAAGUUCUAGAGACCGGCAACAACUUCCUUUCCAAGGGAAAGUUUGACAAGGAACGGAACCUCAGGAGUUGUUACAGUAAGUCCCUCCUAGGUCACCAGCCCUUCCUGUCCCUUGUGCUGACCUGUCUUAAGGGGCAGGAUGAACAGAGAGAGGGGCUUCUCUGCUCCCUUCUCAACCAACUGGAGAAGUUUAUCAACAACUGCAAAGAGGCCCUGGACAAAACCCCAGAUGAGUUUAAGGUGCGACAGACCAUCCAUGAGGCCCUACAGCUGCGCCUGUCCCUGGUAGGGGGAAUGUUUGACACAAUACAGAGGAACACGACCAACACGAUAGAUUGGGGGAUCCUACUUCUCCAGCUGGUCACCAACGGUAUAGUGGACGCUCAGUCUAACAAUGAGCUCUUCACCAUCAUCCUUGACAUGUUGACUGUGCUUAUCUAUGGGACACUCAUAACAGAGGGCCCAGAAAAGGAGGAGAACAAACGCACUUACUUGAACCUUAUCAAGAAACUCCGGAGAGAGAUAGGAGACAAGAACUCAGACUCCAUGGACAAGAUACGACAGUUGUUGCCCCUGCCAAAGAGAUGGUAUGAGGUGAUCACAUGUGAGCCCCAUGGAACUCAGAUGGACAAUAAGGGCAACAAAUAUAAUGGUUUUGGGAAAAAGGAGGGUUUGCAAGUGUCUAAGAAAGAGAAGAUUAGUCCUUGGGAGGUGAUAGAGGGCUACAAGAACCCGCCACCCCUUUCCUGGCCCUACUUCUGUGCCGUCAAACUUGAGAGGAAGCCACUAAAAUACGAGGAACAACACAGGAUGAUGUUGUUUCACACACACUCCCUCCGCCAGCCCCUCAACCACUACCUGGACCCGCCAGUUCUACCCCCAGAGGACCUUGAACCACCCCCAGAGAAAGUUGAGGAAAAGGUAAAGGAGCAAACAGAAGCACAUCCAGAGAAACAACGGAAGAAGCCAUCGAAACGACGAAACCCAAGGCCUGCCAGUAAUACAUUCACUCCCACACCUGUGCCUCGACUGAACUAUCCCGACAGCACUGGGAUGUACUCAACACCCCAUCCUAGCUGGAGUUACAGCCACCCCCAGCCUCAGCAGUCUUCAUUCUAUCCCCAACAACAGAUGCCUCAAGGUCCUCGUUUCACUCAGCCAUCCCAGUACGGACCAAAGCAGGCGUUACAGACUUUAAUACGAGGUCGCAACAACUCUAGCACAUCCAACUACCCGCAGAACAUGCAGCAUAUUCAUAUAAUGAACAAGCAAAUGUUGCAACGCCAGGUUCGGCAGCAGCUGCGCCAAACAUUCCAAAACCACCGAGGCAUGCCUGAUAGUCAGGGCAUGUUCCCUAACCAAAUGCAGCCAGGCGGUAUGCAGAGUAUGAAUCAAACGCAGAUGGGGAUGUCUUCCAACUUCGGGACGUCCUACGGUAUGCAGCCCCAGUCGUCCGGGACUGUGAUUGAGCCAGGUCCCCCAGGGGCAGGGAUGAUGUCCCAGCAGGGUUACAACCAGUCUUAUCAGGGUUCACAGACCUCAGGCAUGAUGCCUGGCAUGGGAAAUCAGCCAAACUACAUGGCCGGUCCGCAGGCACCGCAAGGGGCUCCAGUAGGCCAGUCUCACUUCAACACCACUUCCAGACUUCAGCAUGGAAUGAGCAACAGUUCAAUGCAGAAUCCUAGCAGUACAAUAAGCGGUAUGACAUCAGGGAUGGCGGGAUACAACCAGAUGGCUUCCUCUGGACCCUCACAACACCAGCAGCAGACCGGAAAUGACAAAUUGAACUUCUUUCACCCACCUGCAUCCUCCUCCUCGUCGGAGGAACCUAAGACUGGCUCCUACAUGCAGAGGAUGGGUCCACACCAGCAGCAGCAACAGCAGCAGCAGCAGAUACAGAUGCAGCAAAGGAGGAUGAUGCCCAUUCCAAACCAGCAGCAGCAGCAGAUGCAGCCCAAUCCAGCAGCCCUCAUAAGUCAGCUCCAGCGACAGAUUUCUGUGGGGCCAGGCCAGGCACCGGGUCCACAGUACAACAAUUACCCACAGCCCCCACAGUACCAGUAGACAAAUCUGUCAGGCCAGGCCAACAAUUACCCACAACCCUCGACAGUACCAAUAGACAAAUCUGUCAGGCCUUUGGACCACAGUACAAAAAUUACCCACAACCCUCGACAGUACCAGUAGACAAGUUUUAGGACCUAAAUCCUUUCUUUAAUACAUAACAUUUAUCAACGACUCAGCCUUAGCAGAGUACAUGGUGUAUUUACUGAGAGUUUAAGGUCUGCCUCAGUGAGUCAGCUCAGAUACAGGAUUUAACUUAAAUGAAUGUGACUAUCAGAGAAUAUUUGUCUCUCUCUCUGAAUUUUUAAUCUAAAAAACAAACGUUGCUUUAAUAUGUGGAACAAAAUGUUUGUUGUAUGGAAAAUGAUUGAAUGAGAUCAGUUUAUUUAUUAUAUUUCUACCUGUGAAGUAGGGAGAAUUAUAUAUAUAUAU
This is a messenger RNA of Mizuhopecten yessoensis (Yesso scallop), 6859 nucleotides long. RefSeq names its product mediator of RNA polymerase II transcription subunit 12-like protein. The coding region runs from base 17 to 6430 and encodes 2137 amino acids. The transcript is spliced from 42 exons. Gene Ontology annotation, molecular function: transcription coactivator activity. Gene Ontology annotation, biological process: regulation of transcription by RNA polymerase II. Gene Ontology annotation, cellular component: mediator complex. NCBI's taxonomy places the organism in Eukaryota, Metazoa, Mollusca, Bivalvia, Pectinida, Pectinidae. The record is from RefSeq and is a predicted model, not a curated record.